Messenger RNA from Cladocopium goreaui, 556 nucleotides. NCBI's taxonomy places the organism in Eukaryota, Dinophyceae, Suessiales, Symbiodiniaceae. The record is from the annotation of a GenBank genome assembly.
UGCACCGUGCACCACUUAAGCGCCCCAUGGCAUGCCAUGGCUGGAAGCAUCAGCUGCCCUCCCUUAGAACCGAGCUCGGGGAGGUGCUGGCACAACUACGGUCUGAAAUGGGUGCGAACCUGGGUAGAGCCGCAAGAGCAGGACCUCUACUACCAGCACUUCAACACAGGCAUCUACCGUGCUGCAGAAGUCGUGCGGGAACAACUCAUCGAUACAGCGGUCGAUGAGGUGGUCUCCACCUUAUCGCAGCCGCUGACACCCGGCGCCGCAAGGCGAGGGCGUUGGGCUCUGAGCGCGUUGCACGGCCUGCGCUACUCCCUUUGCGCGGUCGAAUUUCAGGAGUGUUACCAGUCCGAAGCCGAAGCAGCUGACAAACUCCUGACUUUCUGUAGCGUUGCAGAAGAAAUGCUAGCGCGGUUGAAUGUCCGAACCCCAAAUGGACACUCCAAUAUUUGCACUGCACUGCUGGUGCCGGAGGCCUUGGAGCAGGUGGUCCAAGAGCUGCUGCACAUGGCGCAGCCACCACCUGCGCCACCAACGGAAGAACUUUUUCAGU